This is a messenger RNA of Adineta steineri, 282 nucleotides long. The record is from the annotation of a GenBank genome assembly. NCBI's taxonomy places the organism in Eukaryota, Metazoa, Rotifera, Eurotatoria, Adinetida, Adinetidae.
AUGUCAUUCAAAGCUCCAUGUGAUCGUCCUGAUGCUUCGCCAAUGGAUAGACGUGGUACAGGUGCAUAUAAUAUAAAUGCUGGUAUUGACUCAAGUAUUACUGCUGAUCCUGCUCAUCGUGGUACAUUAUCAACACCAGAAUUGGAUUUAAUUCGUAAUUCAGCUAGUUAUAAACAAGCUAUGAAAUUUGAAAAAGAAGAUAAUGUUGAAUUAGCUGCAAAAAUGAAACUUAUGCAUCAUGCCAAAGAAAAAACUGAACAUCGAGAAAAAUGUGACAGAUAA